Drosophila innubila is the source of this 1696-nucleotide messenger RNA. Its product is annotated as lysophosphatidylserine lipase ABHD12. The transcript has 5 exons. Gene Ontology annotation, cellular component: endoplasmic reticulum membrane. The coding region runs from base 349 to 1608 and encodes 419 amino acids. NCBI's taxonomy places the organism in Eukaryota, Metazoa, Arthropoda, Insecta, Diptera, Drosophilidae. Gene Ontology annotation, molecular function: phosphatidylcholine lysophospholipase A1 activity; monoacylglycerol lipase activity. Gene Ontology annotation, biological process: monoacylglycerol catabolic process; phosphatidylserine catabolic process. The record is from RefSeq and is a predicted model, not a curated record.
GCAGCCAGAGAAGACGCUAAACUGAAAAGUAUGAUGCUGCUAUAGACGACUUCAAUUAAAAGACAACACAAACAGCCAUUGACUGCAUUUUGCUAUAAUAGAUUCCAUAACAAAGGCGCCGUUAUGCUCUUUGCGCGUAGGCGGCAUUUCUUCAAGAGACGCUUAGUACAAUUGUAAAACUCAGUGAAUCACACACAGAAACAAAAGUUAUAUAUAUAUAUAUAUUGCACAGAACAAAUCAAAUCAAGCCCCAAAUAUAACCUCGCUCAGCUGUACAAAAAUAAACAAAUAAUAAUUAACAAAGUCUUGAAUAUCGUGUUAACGACGAUAUUUGAAAAUUAAUGCACAAUGUACGAGCUUGAUAGUUGUUUAAAAUUAGUUCUAUAUGCAACGGCCAUUCCCGGAACACUCGUCAUUUGUUGGCUAACUGGGCUAGUUGGACUACCCUGCCUUAUAAUAGCCCUGGUGGUAUUCUUCGCCUUCUUCGUGUUGCUGCCACUGGCAUUUCGAUUCUCCGUAACGCUGCAACGUGGCAUACUCUUUCUCACCUUCAUCACCUAUCCGAAGGGACUUGAUUUGAGCAAUCCCGCGAGCAUUGGACUCUAUGCCACACGGAAUUUCUAUAUCACCGUCAAGGAUCACGAUGAAGACAAAAGUGGUGUACGGAUUGGCGUCUGGCAUGUGCUGCCCAAGAAUGCGGUGCGUCGAUUUAAGCGGGAACUCCAUGUCGAGGAGGCCUACGACGAGGACGAGGCUAGCCGAGCACCAAGCGAUCUGACGCCAGGGCCAAGCCACAUGGGAGGCAACAAUGAGGAGCUGCAGCAGCUAGUACCUUCGCUCCGUGCGGAAUUCCCUGUCAUUGUGCCAGAGAAUGAGCAGCUCUUUUACGAGAGAUUGCUCCGUGUGCCAGGUGGCACUGUGGUUCUGUACCUGCACGGUAACACGGCCACAAGGGGCAGUGGCCAUCGGUCCGAGGUGUACAAGCUGCUGCGGCAACUUAACUAUCAUGUCUUUGCCUUUGAUUAUCGUGGCUACGCCGAUUCGGAUCCAGUGCCGCCCACGGAGGAAGGUGUGGUGCGAGAUGCCUUGAUGGUCUUUGAGUACAUUGCCAAUCUGACAUCGAAUCCCAUAUAUAUAUGGGGUCAUUCUUUGGGCACAGGAGUCGCUGCUCACAUGGCCGCCAAGCUGGCGAGCUUAAAGGAGCGAGGACCGCGUGGUGUGAUACUGGAGAGUCCAUUUACCAAUAUACGUGACGAGAUUCGACUGCAUCCGUUCUCGCGACCCUUUAGACAUUUACCCUGGUAUGAUUUCACGAUCUCACAGCCAAUGUACGACAGUCGAUUGCGCUUCGAGUCGGACAGACAUGUGCAUGAGUUCCCCCAGCCAAUAAUGAUUGUCCAUGCCGAGGACGAUGUCGUGGUGCCUUUCCAUCUGGGCUAUCGCUUAUACCGCAUUGCUCUGGAUAAGCGCAGUCGCUCCUGGGGGCCAGUGGAAUUCCAUCGAUUCGAUCGGAUACAUCGCUAUGGACACAAGUAUUUAUGUCGAGCACCGGAGAUGCCCGGGCUGGUGCAAAACUUUGUGGAGAACUAUCGCAAUGCAAUCUAUUAGAUUUACUUAAAUUGCAGUGCAGGCCGUAUUUAUUAUUAUUUUUUAUAACGGAGUAUUUUAAUUUAUUAAAUUUUCUACCGCCGCAAUA